Molecule: messenger RNA, 753 nt
Organism: Didymodactylos carnosus
Lineage: Eukaryota; Metazoa; Rotifera; Eurotatoria; Philodinida; Philodinidae
Source: the annotation of a GenBank genome assembly
AUGGAUCAAGGGUUACUCAACGUUAUUCUUGUUGGAUCCGCAUUCAUGAUACUAUUUUCAGCAUUUCAAUCAACGGGCAUGGUUGAACAAAGUGUUUUGGAAGGGGUGAAAAAUGAGACCACAGGAAAUGGUACAGCCCGUUUUACAGCCACCGGUUAUACCAGUUUUGCAAUUAUAUACUCAUCUUUUACUGUUGUUAAUAUCGUAUCACCGGCUAUAGUUUCAAUUCUGGGACCGUCGUUAUCAAUGUUCAUAGGUGCAUCAACUUAUUUCUUCUAUGUUCUAUCAUUUAUUCAACCUAUGACAUGGUCCUUCUAUUUGGCAUCAGUAUUGAUUGGUGUGGGCGCUGCAAUUCUUUGGACAGCGUUUGGCGUGUAUUUAGCAGUUAACUCUGACGAACUUUCAACUUUACGUAAUUCUGGUGUGUUUUGGGCUCUAUUCCAACUGAGGAAAGUUCAAUUACCCGGCAAUUUAUACAUUUAUUUGGUCUUGAAAUCCGAUAUUAUUAAUCGUCACACACGAUAUUUAUUAUUUACCGUAUUUUCUGUUGUUUGUGGUAUCGGUUUAUUAGUAUUCAUAUUACUUAUUUGGCGUUCAUUUGUUGAAAAACGACUAUUACUAAAUUCAGAGAAAGAAAAGAAGAAAAAGAAAAUAAUAUUUCAAGAUAUUAAACAAGAAUUACUGAUUGCUUUGAAACUAUUAAAAACGCCCAAUAUGCUUUUACUUUUAAUACCAUUUGCUUAUUCAGGUUAG